This is a messenger RNA of Prosopis cineraria, 845 nucleotides long. Its product is annotated as calmodulin. NCBI's taxonomy places the organism in Eukaryota, Viridiplantae, Streptophyta, Magnoliopsida, Fabales, Fabaceae. Gene Ontology annotation, molecular function: calcium ion binding; enzyme regulator activity. The transcript has 2 exons. The coding region runs from base 146 to 595 and encodes 149 amino acids. The record is from RefSeq and is a predicted model, not a curated record.
UCCUAUAAAAAUGGCAGCGUUUUUCUGAAGAUUCAUAAAACCCUCUCUUGUUUACUGCCAAUUUUUGAUCUGUUUCUCCGAAUCAGGAUAAUCGUUCGGAGAGGAAGAGGAAUUAUAAGAAGCAAGGGAAGAAAAAGGAACAACGAUGGCGGAUCAGCUCACCGAUGAACAGAUCUCUGAGUUCAAGGAGGCCUUCAGCUUGUUCGACAAGGAUGGAGACGGUUGUAUCACAACCAAGGAGCUUGGAACUGUUAUGAGAUCACUGGGGCAGAACCCAACCGAAGCAGAGCUCCAAGACAUGAUUAAUGAAGUAGAUGCUGAUGGGAAUGGUACUAUUGACUUUCCUGAGUUUCUAAACCUUAUGGCUAGGAAGAUGAAGGAUACCGACUCUGAGGAGGAGCUAAAAGAGGCAUUUCGGGUUUUUGACAAAGAUCAGAAUGGAUUCAUUUCCGCUGCUGAGCUUCGCCACGUGAUGACCAAUCUCGGGGAGAAGCUUACUGAUGAAGAAGUUGAUGAGAUGAUUCGAGAGGCUGAUGUUGAUGGUGAUGGCCAAAUAAAUUACGAGGAAUUUGUUAAGGUGAUGAUGGCGAAGUGACCCCUCACCAAGCCCUCGAUGAAAAACUAUUGACAUUCAAAGAAAAGACAGAAGAAGGGCUCAGGGUUGACUGCCAUAAUGAUACUCCUAGACCCACUACUUCCUUGUUAAAAUCUUUGUUUGAUGGUUCUGAAUCAAACCUUUGUGACAUGUAGUGCUAAGCUAAUUGUUUUGGUGGAAUGGUGUCUGCAGUUUGUCUUGUAACUGUCUCGUAAGUUAGUUAAUGGUUAUUUCACUUUCAUUUCCGGUC